Hyaloscypha bicolor E is the source of this 375-nucleotide messenger RNA. RefSeq names its product putative profilin. The transcript is spliced from 4 exons. Gene Ontology annotation, cellular component: cell cortex. The coding region runs from base 1 to 375 and encodes 124 amino acids. Lineage: Eukaryota; Fungi; Ascomycota; Leotiomycetes; Helotiales; Hyaloscyphaceae. Gene Ontology annotation, molecular function: actin monomer binding. The record is from RefSeq and is a predicted model, not a curated record.
AUGUCGUGGCAGGACAGCAUGGUGGGCAGUGGUCAUGUCAAUAAAGGAGCAAUCUACAGCAUCGCAGGCGACAGCAAAUGGGCAGGCAGCACUGGCUUCGAAUUGUCACCGGCUGAGAUCCAAGAAGUGAUUACCGGUCUGUCUGGAAAGCCCGAGAAGUUAUUUGCCGAUGGGCUGCACGUUGCUGGUGAGAGAUACGUUCUGACAAAGGCUGAGGAUAGAAGUCUUUACGCCAGAAAGGGCAGAGAAGGCGUUGUCAUUGUCAAGACCAAGAUGGCUAUCCUCAUUGCCCACUACAAAGAUGGUAUGAUUGCGGGGAACACAGCUACAACGGUCGAGCAACUGGCGGAUUAUCUCAUCAAGACGGGUUACUAG